Molecule: messenger RNA, 5905 nt
Organism: Monopterus albus (swamp eel)
Lineage: Eukaryota; Metazoa; Chordata; Actinopteri; Synbranchiformes; Synbranchidae
Gene: fam193a
Product: family with sequence similarity 193 member A
Exons: 23
Coding region: 189-5000 (1603 amino acids)
Source: RefSeq, a predicted model, not a curated record
CCUGUCCAGUCAGAAGCCAUAUUGGAAUCUAUGAAGAAGGUUUGCACUUUGAUGGAACGGAGUGUCUGUCGUUUUGGGAGUCUUUAAAUCGUUAUCCCGGAUUUAUACCCGAGUGAUUACGCAAGGCAUUCCACUUGACACCCUGACAAGUCUGGACGGCAAGUUGUCUCGCUUCUUCUGUGGAAAAAAUGAGUCCAACCGAUGCUAAACGUGGGGCUAAACGCAGGAAGAACAAGCGGGGCGGUGGCAGUAGCUGCAGUACUGUCUGCAAUACCAGCGGUGGCAAGGCCGGGGUUGCCUCGGCCCUAGGCUGUGCAGGAACACCUGCCUCUGUCGUCAGCUUUUUAACACCUGGGAGUACAGGCAGCGGGAAUGUAGGGUCCAUUACGGGCAUAAACGGAGAGGUCAAAGUGAACAACAGUGUAACACCGCAGUUCACGGAAGGGCCGGUGAACGCUGAUUUCUCUGGAGUCCUUCAGACCCCUUUCACAUUUGGCUUAAACCAGCGUGCACCCUACACGGCCGGUGAUCGUUGCCUCUUAUGCCGAUGUGAGCGUAAAGACAGUGCCAUGCCUUCAGAAACAGGGAUCUUGGGCCAGAAUGGUACAUUACAGUCUGCCAAGACACCCAGUGCCCUUCAGCUGCCUCUAUGGGUGUGCUCUGACUGCAGGCGCACAGUCGAGAAGGAGGAUCGACACACUGCUCUGGAGCAGUCGUUGGGGAGCCAGGAUUUUCUUUUGCACAUGCCUCCUGUGGGUAAUAGAAACCUGGGCCAGGUGGCAGCCACAGGAGACAGACUUACCACUGCUGCGCCCACACUACCCAUGCUCCCUGCCCCAGACCUCACCGCACCAAUGCCUGCUGAUACAGUGUGUAGCUGCGAAGCCUGCAAUGAGAGACGGGAGAUCUCUGCUGAGUCAGAGAGGGAGUCACAGCAACUCCAGAACCACUGGUCAGAGGUUCGCUACCUGGUGCGCUGCAUCUACCGUCAGACAGGAACACCGCUAGCAGACGAUCAUGACCAGCCCUUAGAGAGAGACAAGGAGGGCAUGAAAGAGCUGGUGGACAGACUGUGUGAGAAGGACCCCUACCAGCUGUAUCAACGCUUGGAGCAGCAAGCUCGUGAAUACGUAUUGGAAAUGAAGGUGCGACUACUGAAGCACCUCUCUGCAGGCUCCAAGACUACAGGACCAGCAGGGACUGUGCCUGCAGCUCAGGGUCCUCCUCAGGCCCACCAGUUUAUCUCCCUGCUGCUGGAGGAGUACAGUGCCCUAUGCCAAGCUGCACGCACCAUCAGCAGCUUCCUACUCACCCUGGAGAAUGAGCACCUCCAGAAAUUCCAGGUGACGUGGGAGCUGCACAACAAGCACCUUUUUGAGAAUCUGGUGUUCUCUGAAACGAUCUUGCACAGCAGUUUACCUGCACUGGUUGCACAGUUGAAACAUGGCACAGCCUCCCAUGAUUCAUACAACGAAGACAUGUACAGAACCUUGUUAGAGAGCUACCAGCAGCUACAACAGGAGAUGACCUCAGUGGCUGCUGAAUGGCAGGAAUGUGAAAAGAGGAUUGAUGACUAUGUAGAUGAACAGCUGCUUUUUAAGGUGGAGGGCCAGAGUCUCACCAACCAAAGAACUGCGCCACACAAGUCUUUGAUUAGCAAAAACACUUUGAAGACUAAGCAGAGGAUGCUAAAGGAAGACUGGGAGUUCUUCAAGCAGAGGAGAUUUAUAGAAGAACAGCUACCUAACAGUAAGAAGUCCCCCAGCAGCGAUAACAAUUUCACAGACACUAUGAGGAUGCUGUCAUCUCGUCUAAGUAUUCCAGACUGUCCAAACUGCAAUUACCGAAGAAGAUGCACAUGUGAUGAUUGUAGUCUCUCGCACAUCCUGACAUGCGGCAUUAUGGACUCUCCCAUCUCCGAGGACCUCCACAUCAAGCUGCCUCUACAAGGGGAUCCUCCUCAGGAUUACCUGUCAGAGGUGCACCCUCCCAGCCUCUCCUCUGGCAGCUCAGCAUCUGGCUCCAACUCCAGUUCUCCCAUUACCAUUCAGCAACAUCCAAGGCUCAUUCUGCCUGAAGGGGAUACACACACUUUUAUUAGUGAUGAUGAUGAAGUGCCUCCAUUGUCCAGUAAGUUUGGAGACAUCUACCCUAUGACUGGCUAUGAGGAGAACAGCGUUGUGACCUCUGCUGUCAAUGGCCUGCACAGUGAUAUCAAUGGGGAAGGGGAAAACAUGACACUGAAGGCAGGGUCUCCUCACAUUACCAGCAGCAGUAGUUCAUCAGAGGGUGACGAGGAGGAAGCUGAUGGUGAGGUUGGCGGGGAGCCCCCUGGGCAGCAGGAAGACAUUUCCUCAGGAAAGACCAACAGUCUUCCACCCUCUUACAGCCACCAACAGGUAGAACAGGUCCAGCAUGCCUGUGAGUGCCACGUGUGCAAUCAGGACCCCGUUUCCUCUACCCUGGGCCCUGCCACCCGCCUGCCCCCUAGUCGGCUCCACGCUACGCCUCCCUCUGUUGUUGGACACCAGUUCUUCACAGACAGCAAGACUCCCCCUGCCCACCCUGCCCUCCAUCUCUUCCCCCACAUUCAUGGCCACCUGCCCCUACACAACUUCUCCCGGCCUCUGCUGCAUCCUACACUCUACCCCCCUGGUCCUCCACUCACACACAACAAGCCUCUGCCCCCAAACCCUACAUCCAACCACUCAGCAGCCAAGCAGCCAGCCUUCAGCCCAUCAUUACCAGAGCACGUCUAUCAGAACUGCUUUGGUGGUGCAGGUGGAGCAGGUGACUGGAACAGCUCUCUGCAGUGCCUCUCACUCAAGUUUGAGAACCUAUGGGAUGCUGCUGUGAUGAAGAACUGGAAUCCAUCUGUGCUGCUGCCCGAGUCCCUGCCAGGUGACAUGCUUGGACCACCCCUCACUGACGUACCCCUACCUGCAACGUCAUCAGUCGGCCCCCAAGGGGAGCACCCCUCGUUGCCCACCCCUCUACUCCCCUCAUCUUCCUCAUCCUUAUCAUCCUCGUCAUCAUACUCCUCUUCAGAAGCCAAAGAGCAGAAGAAGAGCAGUGCCAAAAAGAAGUGUCUCUACAAUUUCCAGGAUGCCUUCAUGGAGACCAACCGAAUAGUGAUGGCCACCUCCGCCUCCACAUCCUCUGUGUCCUGCACUGCUACCACUGUCCAGUCAAGUAAUAACCCACCCCUCCAUCUUUCAUCUAAAAGACCCAACUCUUUAGAUGAUGUAUUUCACAAUCUAGCUAAAGAGGACCACCGGCAGCCAACUCCAGCCCCCCCUAGAAACAGCUCCACAGGUGUAACCUCCCUGCCUUCGCUCUCAGGCCCCGCAUUGCCCCCAGCACCCACCACUCACCUUCCCACAAUGGGAUCACAGCCCUUUCCAAAGAUGGGUGCUCCAGCCCCAGACUUUGUGGAAUCCCACCAGGGUUUAUGUCUCCCACCCGCAGAACCUCCAGCCUCCUCUGUAGAUGGUCCUGUCAGUGCCCCACCCAGUGUCUGCAGUGAUCCUGACUGUGAGGGUCAUCGUUGUGAGGGGAAUGGGGCAUAUGAACACCAGCCGUAUGAUGGAGAAGAGAGUCAGGAUGAGGACAGCUGCUCCGAGCAUAGCUCCUCCACCUCAACUUCCACCAACCAGAAAGAUGCAAAGUACUGUGACUGUUGCUACUGCGAGUUCUUUGGGCAUGGCGGGCCCCCAGCUGCUCCUACAAGUCGAAACUAUGCAGAAAUGAGGGAGAAGCUGCGCUUGCGUCUGACAAAACGUAAGGAGGAGCAGCCAAAGCGUGAGGAGCAGCAGCCAGUUAUAGAACGUGAUGGAGGCGUGGAGGACCACAGGCGGGUGGAGGACCUGUUGCAGUUUAUCAACAGUGCCGACAGUAAACCUGCCUCCAGUUCUAAGGCAGCAAAACGGGCCAGGCAUAAACAAAAGAAGAUGGAGGAGAAAGCUCGUCUGGAGGCAGAGGCCCGUGAAAGGGAGGAGCAACAGGUGUUGGAGGAGCGGCAACGGAGACAGCAGCAGGAAGAGGAAGAGGCAGCACUUCAAAAAGAAUUGCUUCGACUGCAGGAGCUGCAGCAGCAUCGUGCUGCCAAGAAAAAAAAGAAAGAGAAAGUGAAGGAAAAUACAGCUCCCCCUCAAAACAACCCACAGCCCCUAAAACAGACAGCUCAGAACGUCCUAAAUAACCUUCAGAACGGAAAGUCACAGCUGCUUCAAACCCUCAUGCACCUCCCUGAGCAGAGAGAACCCAGAUUUGAACCCAUACCCCAGCCCAACACGCAUCACAGCCCAAAACGAACCAGAGACAAAGAAUUUUCUACUGAGACCAAUGUCCCCAAUUUUCCAGUCGCCCUCCUCAAUGGCACAUCUACAUCUUACCUUGGGGUCAAUAGUAAGGUUAAGGCCCAGCAGUCUGCUAAAAUGACUUGUGAGGCUGCAGUAAAGAAAGCCCCAGAGUUACUCAAGAACUCAGAUGUGACAGCAAAGCUAGCUAAUGGCACUACAACAGACACCAAAGCAACGCGAGUAAGGCCUGCUGAGGCCCUAGUUCCUCUCCCAGCCACUGAACUGAGGAGGGAGGACAGGAGUAACAGUGGAAAAAGGCAGCAGCAACAACAAUCCCUAACCCAAAUAAAGGAAGACAGGAGAAGUCCACCUGUGUCAAACUCCUCCCCAUCUCCCCCUCCAGCCUUCCAGCCUGAGCAGACCCAACAGAAUGGCAAACCCCCAAGUGCAGAGUCCCCUCAGCCCAAAGGCAAGACCAAAAAGAACAAAAAGAAGAAGGGGGACAAGAUGAACAGCUCAAUAGAUGAUGUAUUCUUGCCCAAAGACAUUGACCUGGAUAGUACUGAAAUGGAUGAAACGGAGAGGGAGGUGGAAUAUUUCAAAAGGUUUUGCCUGGAUUCUGCUCGGCAGACCCGUCAGCGGCUUUCCAUCAACUGGUCAAACUUUAGUUUGAAGAAAGCUACAUUUGCUGGACAUUGAGGGUGUUAGUGACUGACUGUCAGGACACAAUCAGUACCUUAACAGCUAUACCAACCUACACAUCCAACCCCUACCCACGUCCCUUUACCGCCACUCAACUGUUGUCCUCUCAGAACUUCUUUCCCGCUGUGCCCAAAUCACACCCACGCUGCCUUGCUUUGUUCUUGUCUGUGUGGUUCCUACACAGGCCCAUCUGGACUGAUCGACGUACACAACUGAAACAAAAAUGAGAUGACAUGACAAAGAAUCACGAAAAAGCUACUUUACAUCUGAUUAGUUUUCCUUGCGUGCUUGUGUGCUUUUAGUCUGAGUUGGGCAUUUCUCUUGACUGAAAAAGCCAUGGUAGGAAAUUAUUUUCUUAUAUUGGCUUACCUUGUAGUCAAAAAGGUGCGUUCUCUCUCUGGUUUCCUUCCAAAAAUGAGACAGUGGAAGCUACUAAAAGUGAGAAAUGUAAUAAUUAAAAGCUGUAUUUGAGAUUUUGUGGCUUACUAUCCCAUCGUUUCCUGUCCCUGGCAUGACAUUUUUUCAUAUACAUGAUUGACAAGGGAAUGGGCUUGGUCAGCUGGUCUCCACUCCCUGAUUUCCCACUACCACAUCCUAUUUCACAGAAAGGAAGAAGGUGUAAUACUUGACAAUGUUCUUUUUUUGGUUUCUUGGUUCUGUUUAACAAACUGAGUAAAAGUGUUCCAGUUACAGUUUUUGUUUUCUGUCUUUUUGACCUGUAGCCAGCUUGUAUCAGAGUACUUUCAGAAUGAAAUUGAGAACAAUACUCACUAUCAAUCUGUUAAAGAGUGUAUAUUGUAUUAACACUGAAGCCAAACUGGCUACUUUUAACAUAUUGUUAAGUAAUAUUAAAUCUUGUCUUUCUUUUUUGAAAGAUGGAAUACAGUAGUAUGGCAGGAUAA